Molecule: messenger RNA, 891 nt
Organism: Pocillopora verrucosa
Lineage: Eukaryota; Metazoa; Cnidaria; Anthozoa; Scleractinia; Pocilloporidae
Source: RefSeq, a predicted model, not a curated record
UUGAAAGGGCACAAAUUAAGGUCUAGUGCGUGUUGGUACGAAUCUGUGGAAUAGUAGGCCGACUUUUCUUGAAUCAUGGACGCUGAAGAUGUACUGAAGCUGAUAAAAUUCACCUCAACGGUAGCCACGGGUGUUAUAGCUGGCGGUGCAAUCUACAUCAACCUUGCAGAGCAUCCUGCAAGAAUGCAACUUGAUGAUGUUCAAUCGCUUCAUCGCCAAUGGCGAGAGAGCUUCGAUCGAGCGAAGUACUUGAUGGCCGGGACAUCGCUGCUGCCGAUUGCUGGAGGAAUAGCAGCAUUUGCUAUCGAUCAGAGCAAAGGGAAACCUUGGCUGAUUACUGCCGGGCUGAUGGCAUUCAAUAUGCCGUACACAGCUCUCGCCAUGAAGUCGCGCGUCAUAGAUCCCAUUUAUGAUUAUGAAGUUGCUGCAAAGAUGGAUCCCGGAAAAGUGAGAGACACUGUGGAUAAAUGGAACACUUUUCACAAAGUCCGCACCAUAAUAGAUGUGUCUACACUGGCCUGGUGUGUGUACAAUCUUGUUUACAACUGAGUGGCGGCCAUGUUUAAAACUGAGUUGAAUGGAUUUUAAAAUCAGGGACAUUUUGUCGAAUGGCGAUAACCCUUAAAUUACGGUGUAUUGGGAGAGAAUUUUCUUUCAUAUUCGUUUGGGAUAUAUCUUUUCAAAGCGUUUGUCUGAUUUAUAUUGAAAAAUAGAAGUGUUCCAAGACGAGUGGGGUCGCUAAUGCGUGGAGUGUUGUAAACCUGUACGUUAAUUUGUGCAAUACGGUACAGUGCAGAUAAUGGAUCACAAUAAAAGACGUCAAAUGAGAUACAAUUGAGUUUUCAUCUAUAUUUUUAAGUCAAGCAACAAUUUAUACUUUCUCGUGCCUCU